CAACGUGGAGGCUUCGCCUUUUCCGUCGUGUGGCCUAGUCUCUCGGCAUCUCCGACACUCCCGCAACCCCUGGAGCGGAUAGGGAGCCCGGAAAGCCCUUUCUUGGAGAAUCUGGAACGUUAGGUCGUCGACGUCCCGCCCACGGUUUGACCCGUCUUCCCCUUCUACCACCCGCGCUUCCCCGCCCGGUUUAGGGCUUUUCACAGUCCUCAAAGAUUCGGUAUUUAAUCUCCUGUUCCCGCCCACAAGAGAGAAGGAAGACUCUCCAAGGUACCAUAGGCAAUUCUUUCCAAGGAGAUGUCGAUUCCUUUCUCCAACACCCACUACCGAAUUCCACAAGGAUUUGGAAAUCUUCUUGAAGGGCUGACACGGGAGAUUCUGAGGGAGCAACCGGAGAAUAUACCAGCUUUUGCCGCAGCGUAUUUUGAAAACCUUCUAGAAAAAAGAGAGAAAACCAACUUUGAUCCAGCAGAAUGGGGGGCUAAGCUAGAGGACCGCUUCUAUAACAACCACGCAUUCAAGGACCAAGAACAAACUGAGAAAUGUAAAGAAGAAAUGGCCAAAUCAUCUGCUAAUGAAGAAACAUCAGUUACGGCCUUUGAGGAGUUAACUGAGGAAGAAAGAGAAAAGGAGGAGUUUGCUGCUCUCAAAAUCCAAUCCGUCUUCCGGGGACAUGUGGCCAGAGAAGAGGUAAAGAAAAUGAAGUCAGAUAAAAGUGAAGAGAAAGGAGAGGAAGCCAAGUGAGGAUACUGGC
Messenger RNA from Alexandromys fortis (reed vole), 754 nucleotides. RefSeq names its product sperm autoantigenic protein 17 (gene Spa17). Lineage: Eukaryota; Metazoa; Chordata; Mammalia; Rodentia; Cricetidae. The record is from RefSeq and is a predicted model, not a curated record. The transcript has 5 exons. Gene Ontology annotation, biological process: binding of sperm to zona pellucida. Gene Ontology annotation, cellular component: sperm principal piece; sperm fibrous sheath; membrane. The coding region runs from base 298 to 744 and encodes 148 amino acids. Gene Ontology annotation, molecular function: calmodulin binding.